AUGGCCAAGUUGUUUGGCAACCGUGGAGUAAGAACCACCAUCCUCACCAACCCUGCUAACACUUUCCUUCUCAAACCCAUCAUUUCAAACUCCCCACUAGAACUAGCCCUCAUUCCCUUCUCUUUUACCACAGCAACAGGCCUUCCUGAAGGCUGUGAAAACCUCACCACCCUCCCCUCACAAGACCUCAUCCCUAACUUCAAGCAAGCCGUCUCCAUGCUCUCCCAACCCUUCCACCAAACCUUCACACAACACCACCCCAACGUAAUCAUAAUUGACAUCUUCUUUCCUUGGACCAUUGAAAUCACAUCCAAGCUCACCAUCCCCCAACUAAUUUUUAAUGGCACUGGCUUAUUUCCUUUGUGCCUCAUUACCAUCCAACAAAGCUAUAAUCCUUACCAGACCUUGCAAGCUAAAACCAAGUCCUUCUUGGUUCCUGGAACCCCUCAAUGGAUUGAGCUUCUCAAGACUCAAGUUCUAGAUAUAUGCAAAACAAACAAAGAGUGUCAAGAUUUCUUCCUUCAUGUUAAGGAGGCAGAGAAGAGAAGUUACGGCGUGGUGAUGAAUAGUUUCUAUGAGCUGGAACCGGACUACGUUGAACACUACCGCACAGUCACUAGACGCCAGCUUGUCACAUUGGAACCUGGGUCUGUUCUAUAUGUUUGUUUUAGAAGCUUGUCUAGCUUCUCCGGUGAGCAGAUACGUGAGAUAGCUUUGGGUCUUGAAGCUUCUAAUCAUGCAUUCAUUUGGGUGGUUCCUAAGAUUAUUGAGAGGGAUGAGAAGAUACAGGAUUGGAUGCCAGAAGCUGUUGGUGGGUUCAUGAUUCACUGUGGAUGGAACUCCACUCUUGAAGAUGUGUUGAAGAUUGGUGUUGCUGUUGGGAUGAAGGAACAUGUGAUGAGGCCUGAGGAUAGGCCUUUGAUUCAUGGGAUAAAUAUGGAGAGAGUUGUGAGCUGCAUGACCAGUAUUGGUGGGGUUAAAGCUGAGGCCAUGAGGAUGAGAGCUAGAAAGCUGAGAGAGAUGGCAAAGAGUGCUAUCAUGGAGGAUGGCUCUUCUUAUACUGAGUUAACUUAG
This is a messenger RNA of Dioscorea cayenensis subsp. rotundata (Guinea yam), 1074 nucleotides long. Its product is annotated as scopoletin glucosyltransferase-like. The transcript has 4 exons. NCBI's taxonomy places the organism in Eukaryota, Viridiplantae, Streptophyta, Magnoliopsida, Dioscoreales, Dioscoreaceae. The record is from RefSeq and is a predicted model, not a curated record. The coding region runs from base 1 to 1074 and encodes 357 amino acids.